Mollisia scopiformis is the source of this 705-nucleotide messenger RNA. RefSeq lists its product as uncharacterized. Bases 1 to 705 code for a protein of 234 amino acids. NCBI's taxonomy places the organism in Eukaryota, Fungi, Ascomycota, Leotiomycetes, Helotiales, Mollisiaceae. The record is from RefSeq and is a predicted model, not a curated record. The transcript is spliced from 2 exons.
AUGACCGCGUCUGAAUUGCAUGAGAAAGAAGGGUAUCACUUCGUUGAAACCCAGCCAGUACUCGAUCGCAUUGCAACUUUUGCUAAGCAACAUGACGUGAGCGAGCCUCGAUUCGGGUACUAUCCUAUCCUCCAACAGAUGAAUUUGUUGAAUAUCGAGACACGACUGGUCAAACUGUGGGCCAAAUACAAAGCAACAGAAUUGGGCGCAGAUGACUUGACCGACCUUCAGACCACAUUCAAAGAAUAUUGCCAGGCAAUAAGAGAUUUUGACUUUAUCCUUCGCCACAGAGAACCCAAUGAAGCCAUCCAAACUGAGGAAAAGCAGGACAGGGUUGCAAAAUUCAGGAACCAUCUUCGAGAGCAAGGCUUCCCAAACACAUACAGAGCUUUCGUCAAACCCGUCUCCUUAAACUCCGACCUUCUUCUGGCCUUUAUCAGCAAUCGUCUGCCUAAAAAGCUCGCCUGGUCCCGCUCAGAGAGGAGACGGCGCUCAGAGGAGUACAAUCACGACGGCAAGCCGUUGGAGUACUCGACCGAGACACGCUUCCUUGCAAGCGUCAUCAUCUUGGAUCAUCGUACCUAUCGUCCUCAUGACAAUUCCAAAGACUAUAAGCAGAGCGUGGGAUCUUUCGACCAUGUCAAUUGCUAUUGUUUCCUUUGGGGGAUUCGCGGCGGUGGUUGUGGGACUACAGUCAAGCACUAA